GCUCGAUGCCUGCCCUUCUUUGCCCACAUCAACAGGAAGUUCGGACGCUUCUUCUGAUAGUUUCUCUUCUGAUUCAGCCGCGAUACGCUUCACGGGCGACUGCUCCAAACCAGCAAAGCCUUCCACCACCGGGCUAGGAAGAAUGCCGAGUCGUUCGCCAGGCCUAGAGGUAGUGCCUGUGGCAGCAGUACCAGCCGGCGCCUCCCACGCCUCACGUCUUCGACCAUGGAGCCCAUCUAAGCCCUCCGCAGCGUUGGCGCCCGCGCCCGCUGCGGAUUCAUUCACCCUGGUGAGAUUGUCAGGCACAACCGGGACCGCCUCAUCAUUCUCUGUGCCAGAGGACUUGGCCACCGGCUCGGGAUGGUCCAGCACAAGACUAGUCGGUCGCGACCUCGAUCUAGUCGUAGACUUGGAUCUAGAGCGCUCCCUCAGCCGCUCGAAAGCCUGCGAAAGUGGUCGACCAGCGAACGAAGAAGGCGUCUGCGUCCUCCCCUCAGACGGAGAAGGCGAGGGUGAAACGCUAGGCAGAGGCGGUAUGGGCGCUUCCGAACGCGAUGCGAGCGUAGACGACACGGCAGCGGUAGGCAAGGGUAGGGAAGGAGGUGGAUGAGUUGUGGCUGCGCGUAAAGAGGGGACGGGCGAAUCUUUUGGCGGUGGGACGGGAGGAGGUGCAAGGGCCUACGGAGAAGACUUACUA
Molecule: messenger RNA, 697 nt
Organism: Baudoinia panamericana UAMH 10762
Lineage: Eukaryota; Fungi; Ascomycota; Dothideomycetes; Mycosphaerellales; Teratosphaeriaceae
Exons: 1
Coding region: 143-610 (155 amino acids)
Source: RefSeq, a predicted model, not a curated record